Acomys russatus (golden spiny mouse) is the source of this 3233-nucleotide messenger RNA. It is a transcript of the gene Tgs1, whose product is annotated as trimethylguanosine synthase 1. NCBI's taxonomy places the organism in Eukaryota, Metazoa, Chordata, Mammalia, Rodentia, Muridae. Gene Ontology annotation, cellular component: nucleus. Gene Ontology annotation, molecular function: RNA cap trimethylguanosine synthase activity. The coding region runs from base 12 to 2555 and encodes 847 amino acids. Gene Ontology annotation, biological process: 7-methylguanosine RNA capping; 7-methylguanosine cap hypermethylation. The record is from RefSeq and is a predicted model, not a curated record. The transcript is spliced from 13 exons.
CGGAGAACGAAAUGUGUUGCGAGAAGUGGAACCACGUGGCUGAAAUGCUGCUCUUCAUUGAAGACCGCGAGGAGGAGUUCAAGAUCCUUUGCCUCUGCUCCCGGGCAUUUGUGGAGGAUCGAAAAUUGUACAACUUGGGAUUAAAAGGCUACUAUGUCAGAAGCAGUGGCAAUAAUGCAGGAGGCCAGGCUACAGAAGAGGAGGAAGAUGGUCAUUCCCAUGGCACCGCAGAAUCACAUAGCCCAAAUGAGAGUGAACUUGACUCAGAGGCCAAACUCAUGAGAAGCAUGGGAUUGCCAAUUCAGUUUGGUAGAGUGUCGGCUCAUGAGAAUUUUGAGGUGUCUAUGAAUACAAGAAAUAAAGUAAAGCAAAAAAGAAGAAAACAUCGAAAGAAGUGCUUAGAUGAGAUGGUGCGGGAAUCUUGGAGAAAUGACCAUGAAGAAGAUGACCUGUUAGUUUCAGAUGAUCCAUCUUCAGUUGAACACUGUGAGAACAACAGAAUAUGUGAAAUUCAAAGUAAAACAGAUACUGAAACAGACAGCCUUCCUGUUGACAAUACACUGUCACCACAGCUGGAGGUCACAGAGAAUUGGGAAAAGUAUUGGAAUGAAUAUGGAGAAGGGCUGCUGUGGCAAAGCUGGCAAGAAAAAUAUCCAGACCAGACAGUGUCUUCUGAACCUUGGAACCUUCCUGAUACAAAGGAGGAAUGGGAGCAGCAUUAUAGUCAGCUUUAUUGGUACUAUUUGGAACAAUUUCGGUAUUGGGAAGCUCAGGGCUGGACUUUCGCUGCCUCACAAAACAGUGACGUAGAUGUUUGUGCAUCUCAAGCAGAGGUUGAUGAGAAAUAUGAGAGCAGCAUGAAAGCGGAUUUAACAUCUUUUUCCUCUUCACCUAACACAGUUGAUGACGAAAGUCCUGGGUCAAAUGAUAAUCAAGACCAUAAUGAAAUUAUUACUGGAAUUAAUAAUAUAAUUCUGAGUUCAGAGGAAGUAGAACAGAGUCAGGUAGAUUGCACUGUACACUGUGACAAGCAGCUGAAUGAAAUUAGCAGUGGAAAAGAGUGCCCUGCCUCUGGAGGAAGUGACCACCGUAGUGGAGCACCCAAGGAAAGUGGAAAUGGAAGCACAGACCAAGCAGCUCAAGAGUUGCAGGAGUCUUCAGGAACAAAUACAAGUAAAGAAGGCGCACACCCCAAGAGGGCUGAUGGAAAUGAGAGUGAGGAUGACCCCCCUGAGCAUAAGCCCAGCAAAGUGAAGAGAAGCCAUGAAUUGGACAUCGAUGAAAACCCAGAUUCAGAAGUUGAUGACAGUGGUUUCCUUCUAGGAUUCAAGCAUGGCUCAGGACAAAAAUAUGGUGGAAUUCCAAGUUUCAGUCAUCGACAGGUCAGGUAUCUAGAGAAGAACGUGAAAUACAAGUCACGGUACCUGGACAUGCGCAAGCGGAUGACUGUGAAGAACAAACACAUCCUGUUCACCGAGGAGUCGGGAAAACCUCUUGUGAAGAAGAGUAAAGUGCGGAGUAAGGUGGAAAAAUUCCUAAGAUGGGUUAAUGAACCAGUAGAUGAGGAGGUAUCACAGGAGUCUCUUUCCCACAACAAAAUGCAAGACACUUGCACAAGCAGUGACUCAGAGGAACAAGACAUGUCCUUGGACAGAGCUGAUGGCCUUAUGGAGAGCAGAGAUCCAGAACCUGAAAAAUGUCAGACCGUCUCUUCAGCCAGUGAACUUGAAGCAGAAAAGAGUGAAGGAGGCUCCUUGGUAGCGACUGUUCCAGAGAAGCAGGCUUGUAUAACUGAAGAAAUAACACAUUCUCCCCACGCAGAAACAGAAGUUGAAAUAAAGAAGAAGAAAAAGAAGAAAAAGAACAAGAACAAAAAGAUAAAUGGUCUGCCACCUGAAAUAGCCUCUGUUCCAGAGCUGGCAAAAUACUGGGCCCAGAGAUACAGGCUCUUCUCUCGCUUUGAUGAUGGCAUCAAGUUGGACAAAGAGGGCUGGUUUUCAGUUACCCCUGAGAAGAUUGCUGAGCACAUUGCAGGCCGUGUCAGCCAGUCCUUCAAAUGUGACAUUGUGGUAGACGCUUUCUGUGGAGUUGGAGGAAACACCAUCCAGUUUGCCUUAACAGGGAAAAGAGUGAUUGCCAUUGAUAUCGACCCCGUUAAGAUUGAUCUUGCUCGGAAUAAUGCUGAAGUUUAUGGGAUAGCAGAUAAGAUAGAGUUUAUCUGUGGAGAUUUCCUGCUGUUGGCUCCGUGCUUAAAGGCUGAUGUUGUGUUCCUAAGCCCACCUUGGGGGGGCCCAGAUUAUGCUACUGCCGAGAUCUUCGACAUUAGGACAAUGAUGUCUCCUGAUGGCUUUGAAAUUUUCAAGCUUUCCCAGAAGAUCACUAAUAAUAUUGUUUAUUUUCUUCCGAGAAAUGCUGAUAUUGACCAGGUGGCGUCAUUGGCUGGGCCUGGAGGGCAAGUGGAAAUAGAACAGAACUUUCUUAACAACAAAUUAAAGACAAUCACUGCAUAUUUUGGUGACCUGAUCAGAAGACCAGCCUCUGAGGCAGAAGUGUGAUGCUGCAAAACACAUAUGGAUCAUGUGGAGUAAGAAUGGCAUUCAAGUGAGACACUGGGAAGGUCUUCCUAGAUACUAUGUGCACAUGUGGUGUGGAAACCUCUGUGGGUUUUAAAGAAUGCUAAUGAAGUGAUUUGAGAUCUUUGGGUAAUGUUAACUGAGCUGUGUUCUGUACUUUAAAACAAUAAGCAUCAGGGCAAGGUGGUGUCACUUGGGAAGUGAAGGCACAAAGAUCAUGAAUUCAAGGUCAACCUGUGGUUCAUAACAAUUCAAGGCCAGCCUGAGUUACAUGAGACCUUGCCCCCCUGGAAAAAAAAUCAAGUCUAGCCAUGUCCCUGUGCUUAAAUUAAGUGCAUAUGUGUAUAUAUGUAUGUUUUUAUUGCAUCUUUGUGUGCAAAUAAUUAUUGCUUUGUUUUAAACUGCAAAGAAAAAGCAGUUCUGCCUACACAUUUAACCUUUAUUGAAAUAAUAUUACCAAUUUAAUGCUAAAACAGGAAAAGUAAAACUCCUGUCACCUUACCUACCUUUUAUUCAACUAUCUAAAGAUAAUCACAGUUAACAGUGUUUUGUUUUUUACGUUUUUAUUACAUUUUUAUUUUGUCUGUGUGUCUAGAGGUCAGAGAACAACUUACAGGAGUCUGUUCUCUGCUUCCACCGUGUGGGCUGGGAAUCAAAUUU